ACAAAUAUGGUCUCUUCAAAAUGUUGGUAAGCUAAGCUAAUUUACCUACUAACGAUGGAUAUGAGCGUGCAAUGUGUUUAGACGAAAACAUGUAGAAGCAUGUUGCAUAACUUUGUUACGGGCCAAAACCCAAUACAGUGAUCGAUACUUGUCAAUUGUUAUGCCUCACUUUUGAUAAGUCGGCUAACUUAGCUAUGCUAGCUCAGCAGCUAACGAAAGUGGGCUGCUAAGACACGAUGUCCUGUUCGUGCUGUGAGGGAAAAAAAAAACAAAAACAAUGGGAGCAAUGGGCGUCAGACAUUUGUGUCUCUGUUAAGUAAUUUCACUGUUGUUGACAACGUAGGCCUGUUGUUAUUUGACAAAAGACAAACAAUGAAAUCUCUUUUAUGCAGACAAAAUUAUCUAACCUAAACAUAAACGAUUCAUCAGUGGUACAGCAUUUUGCACAGUCAGAUUCAUCUUAUUAACUGCUACAUUACCAUGUUUUGUGUUCCUUUGUCAAAUCGUUGACAAAAGAACAUGGUAACAUUUUUAGACUACUCAGAUUCACAGAAAUGCUAGGGUGUUGGGAGUCCCAUAGUGGCAGGGUUACAGAAAUUUGAAAAAUAUACCUCAGAUUUACUGUAAACAGUUAGCUAUAUUGCUAAUGUUGAGCCACUGCUACACUUGACUAUGCACUAGUAUUUCUCGUAUUGUUGAUUUGAAUAUGUUAGAACAUUAUGUGGAGACUUGUGAUGGUCCUGUCUCGCCAGUGUCUAUUAAAGAUUUGAGGAUGUAUUUACGUGAUUCUCAUUUGAACUUUCGAAAGGGAACAUUAUCAAGCUGCAGCAAGAUGCAACCCAUUUAAAUUACAUUGUCCUGUGGUUUUUGAAAAGUUACAAAGGACACUGAAAACAUAGUGAAACAUGUUGAUUAAAAAAUCUGAUGUUGGCCAGGUAAGUGUGUUACUGAAGAAGAAUAAUUGUGAGUGCGCUCCCUGCCUCUGUGUGAAAACAACAGAGAGCAUUGCACAUAUUGUAAGAGCCUGCUCAGACCAUCACAUUCUGCCCACGUGACGAGGACGCUCCACAAUGGUGAAAAUAUUCAUUGGAAACUUGUCAGCAGACACUACAUCAGAUGAACUUCGCUCCCUCUUCUCCCAGUAUGGCAAGAUUGCAGAAUGCACCAUUGUCAAGAACUUUGGCUUCGUGCAUAUGGAUGACAAAGCAGAGGCAGAAGAAGCCAUCCGCAACCUCCACCAUUAUGAGUUAAAUGGUCAGCCCAUGAAUGUAGAACUAAGCCGUGGCAAGUCAAGAGGGUCCACUAAACUACAUGUUGGCAACAUUGCCUGUACUAACCAGGAGCUGAGAGCCAAGUUCGAAGAGUUUGGCACUGUGUUGGAGUGUGACAUAGUAAAAAACUAUGCUUUUGUUCACAUGGAGCGAAUGGAGGAUGCCAUGGAGGCCAUUAAUCAAUUAGACAACACGGCCUUUAAAGGCAAACUGAUGAGCGUGAAGCUUUCGACUAGCCGCCUGCGUACUGCGCCGGGAAUGGGAGACCGCUCGGGUUGUUAUCGUUGCGGGCAGGAAGGCCACUGGUCCAAAGAAUGCCCUCUAGACCAAAAUGGCUACCACAGAAACGGCUCUGAGCCGACGUCUGAUGGAUACGAUACUUCGAGAUUUGGCGGGCGUGGUCGCAGCCGGGGUUACCCUCCGGACUUCAGUGGCGGUCCAGAUUAUGGUGGCAGCUAUGCUCCAGUACAUGGUUUUUCCCGGGGUUCUGGUCACAGCAACAGCAUGGCAGGGUACAGACGGGGUGCAGGCUACGAUGGUGCAAUGAGAUACGGGCCGCACCCAGGUUAUGGCAUAAGCGCUGUUGCCGAACAUAGCAUGGCUCGGAUGUAUGGCAGCGAUGCGGCAUACAGGAGCAACGGCUCACUCUAUGGCGCGGUACCAGCCUACCCGAUGCGACGGUCGCCUUACGAGGAACGGGAUCCGUACGGGGUCGUGGACUACUACGAGAAGUACAGGGCCAAUUCUUACGGAGGCAGUUAUUUCGAAGAACGUCGCGCUGUCCCUUUGCCUGCUCCAUCAACAUCCUCCUCCACAGCUUUAAUGAGGGAACGUCUGCCACCCUCUAGCCUUGAUCCAUACGAGUGCCCCCUUCCUCCUCCACCAGCCCCAGUCUCCUCAUACUAUGCUCGUGACCGGAGUCCGAUUCGGAGAGUCCCUGCCGAGUCAGAUGGAUAUACAUAUGAGCGUUCGCGCCUUUCACCAGUGCCCGCCCUCCCAAGAAGUACAGCCUUUGAGCAUCCGCGGGAUCCUGGCGCUGAGCGGGCACGUUAUACAUACUAAUCCUUGUCAUAUAUAGUCAGGUGAGAGCUGUCUGACAUUUAGUGAAUACGAUAGCCAGAGUGCCAUUGGAAUCUCUGAAAAUUAAGGUACAUGUCAUUUGUAAUAUUCGAGGAAAAGUCAGCCCUCUGUCUAUGUGAGGCGUGUGGGUAGUAGGAAUAAGGUGACAGUAGAGCUUCUCAAUCAUAAUAGCAACGAGUAGAUUUCAGUGUUGACGGUAAAAUGCACUGACGUUAUGAUGUGAUCCCAUUCCAGGUAAUACUUCAAAAUGCAGUACAACUAAUGCUCACUUGACCACCUUUCAUUGUCCCAUUUACAUGUUGUGGUGUUGGCUUGGCAGAAUUGUGGAAGUGCAGAUACUAGGUUUAUCUAUAAUCUGGUUGACAUCUAAUAUAAUACUGUAAAAACUGAAUUUUUGCCCCACUGGAAGCAGCUAUCUGUUUAUACAAGACAGUGAUGUUGUUUAUAUGUAGACAAAUUAACAUUGGUGCAUGGUGCAUGUUUUAAAGUUGCGUCUUAAGGUUAUAAGAAUUGAAUUCAAUAAAUUCUUUUUAGCCGCUACUAAUGUGUUACUAUGUGCAUUUUAGUGUAUUUGUGUUUGUGUAAGUUCACAUUAUUACCACAUCAGUGAAACUUUGGCAAACGAAGUUUGAAUAGUGUAUGCUUCAUUUCAUGUGGACUUAAAUGUCACACCUGUACCAAAUAUGGAUCUGCACAGUGUUAAAAAAAGUUACUUGUAUUUGGAUUAUACCAAUCCCUUUGUGAAAUUAAGUUGAAGAACUUUUUAUCAAGGUGCAUCGUGAUCAUGUUUUUGUUUUGUCAGUAGGCACUUACAUUAAAUUGAUUUUCACUGCUGUGAUAAAUAUGAGGCUUUACAUCUUGAACAUAUGUUGUAGUUUCAGAAUGACAAUUACCUCAAUUGCCUUUGCUGUCUAUCUUGAUUUCUAAGUAUCAGCUCAAAAAUAAAAUGUGUCUCAAGACUUA
Messenger RNA from Scatophagus argus, 3314 nucleotides. RefSeq names its product RNA binding motif protein 4.1 (gene rbm4.1). Bases 1071 to 2333 code for a protein of 420 amino acids. Gene Ontology annotation, molecular function: mRNA binding; zinc ion binding. NCBI's taxonomy places the organism in Eukaryota, Metazoa, Chordata, Actinopteri, Scatophagidae. The transcript has 3 exons. Gene Ontology annotation, cellular component: cytosol. The record is from RefSeq and is a predicted model, not a curated record.